GGGAUGAUUCGGGGAGAGCGUUUGUUGUGGCUUCGUGGUCCAGUUUCGUAGAUCGCGGCAAUUACGAUGAGUUCGCAAUUUCUGGAGAGUUUUUCCCAUUUCACCAGGAAAAAAAUGUAAAAAGGGCUUGAAAUGGGGCUGUGGCUCACUCUAUCAUGGCUGAUGUUGGGUGGACUAACCCCUCCUACCCCAAUUUGGGGCAACCCGGACGCAAAGAGGCUUUAUGACGACCUACUCUCAAAUUACAAUCGCCUCAUCCGACCCGUGGGCAACAACUCCGAUCGACUUACCGUCAAAAUGGGACUUAGACUCUCACAACUGAUCGAUGUGAACUUGAAGAAUCAAAUCAUGACCACAAACGUUUGGGUUGAACAGGAAUGGAACGACUACAAACUGAAAUGGAAUCCCGACGAUUAUGGUGGUGUUGAAACUCUUCAUGUCCCUUCGGAACACAUAUGGCUUCCAGACAUCGUCCUUUAUAAUAAUGCCGACGGAAACUACGAAGUAACGAUAAUGACCAAAGCGAUUCUUCACCACACGGGAACAGUUGUAUGGAAGCCUCCUGCCAUCUAUAAAUCAUUCUGCGAAAUUGACGUCGAGUACUUUCCCUUCGAUGAACAAACCUGUUUCAUGAAAUUCGGCUCGUGGACUUAUGACGGAUACAUGGUUGACCUGAGGCAUCUUCAGCAAGUCCAGGACUCUAAUAAGAUUGACGUCGGAAUUGACCUACAGGAUUAUUACAUAUCAGUAGAAUGGGACAUCAUGAAGGUACCAGCAGUACGAAACGAAAAGUACUACAGUUGUUGUGAAGAACCCUAUCCCGACAUAAUUUUCUAUAUCACCUUAAGAAGAAAAACCCUCUUUUACACUGUAAAUUUAAUUAUACCCUGUGUGGGGAUUUCCUUUCUCUCUAUUCUGGUAUUUUACUUACCAUCAGAUUCGGGAGAGAAAGUAUCCUUAUCCAUUUCUAUUCUGUUGUCCCUCACUGUGUUCUUUCUGCUACUGGUGGAGAUUAUUCCUCCAACUUCCAUAACAGUGCCUCUGCUAGGAAAAUACUUGCUCUUCACAAUGUUGUUGUGUACCUUGUCAGUAGUUGUCACCAUAGCUGUCCUGAAUGUAAAUUUUCGAUCGCCGGUUACACACAAGCUAGCACCAUGGGUAAAAGUUUUCUUUAUUGAAUUUUUACCGAAAUUCCUUUUCAUCGAACGUCCUCGGAAAGAAGACGAUGACAAAAGUCAAGAUAGUAUGUUGACCGACGUCAUCCAAGUUCCGAUGAUUGAUAAUUGCAAACCUUACGAAAAAACCUCGUUCGACAGUUUCGAUUUAGGUCUUCCACCCCCUAGGUUUGAAGUACCUCACAGUGGGGGCUUGGGUUCUUGUUUUGGAGAACCUCCAUUUCCAUUACCUCUUACCGGAGGUGAUGAAGAUCUGUACAGUCCUGCUAGUUGCAGGACGAAUACCUUUGAUGGUACCAGCGAUAUAAGUCCAUCGUUUGACAAGCUGGAUAGCCAUGAUAUGGAAAAAACAAUGGCCGAUUCCAGAUUCAUUGCUCAACAUGUUAGGAAUAAGGAUUCUUUUGAAAGUGUUGCAGAAGAUUGGAAAUAUGUGGCAAUGGUGCUCGACAGACUUUUCUUGUGGAUUUUUACGUUGGCUUGCAUCGUUGGAACUGGCAUAAUAAUCUUCAAUGCUCCAUCUUUGUACGAUACCACGAAACCAAUCGACGUACUUAUUUCUAAAGUGGCGAAAAAGAAAAUGGCGUUACUUAAAAUGGUUCCUGAGGAACUUUAAGACUUGCAAAAUUUUAAGCAGCUGUCUGUGUUCACUUAAAUUAAGAUAACGAUUAUUAUUAAAAUGAUGUAAAAGUCAAUGACUACAGAUAUUUCUUAUUUAUGUAUAGUUUAUUUAAAAUUAUUUCACUGUUAAAUUAAAAAUUUGUUAAUAUUUUUGCUAUUCUCUUUUAGUCUAGUUAGUAUAGGUGAUCUUCAUAAUUCCGCUAACAAAGUUUUAAGUAGUAAUAAUUUUGAAAUAUAUUUUUCUUAAAUGAUAAUCUAAGGGCCGGUUGUUCGAACGCUAAUCAAAAAUGAUCAUUAUCAAAUAUUUAAUUACUGUCACAACUGUCAAUGUGAACUUUGAUUGGGUUGCUGAAAACAUAAUUAUUGAUUACAAUUAUGAAAUUAGUUAAUCAAUGAUGUUAAUAAUUGUUAUGUUAAUUGAUUAACUAAUCUCAUAAUUAUAAUCAAUUAUGUUUUCAGCAACCCAACCAAAGUUGACAUUGACAGUUGUGACAGUAAUUAAAUAUUUGAUAAGUGAUCAUUGUUGAUUAGCUUUCGAACAACCGGCCCUAUGUAUAAUAUUACUUUUAACAUUGAUUUGAAUGGACGUAGAGAGCAAUAUUGGAUUAAUAUUUAAAAGAAAAUCUACUGAUCUUCGGUGAAUGGGUCUUCAGGAGAAAAUUAUUCAAAGUAGUCAUAAAAAAUUAAAUUUUUGAAUUUUCUAUUAAUUUCUCAAGGUUUUUUAUAAUCACUGGUAUUUAUGCGGCCUGGUUCUCUAUGCGUUCUUAAAGUCGACGAAUAGGUGAUGAGUUCCAAUGUUAAAUUCUAAUAUUUUCUCGAGGAUCUAUCUUCUUGAAUGAAUUUGGUCAAUUUGUUGAUAUUUCUUGAGUCAAUCUGGCCUGAUCUUUGCUAAUUAUGCCCACUAUAUAAAACGGUUUAUGAGGACUUCCCUUACCUGUUAUUUGAAGAUUUGCUGAUUGAAUAAGCUGUUAAUUGCAACCAACAAGACCAGCCUAAAGUAUAAAUAUCCAAAUAAGUGUAAUGAGUACUUACUCAAAAUAUUCGCAACCAACGUUUUUCGUAUUUUCUUGCCUUUUCCUCAGUUCUUAUUGUAUGCAAUAAAUAAUGAACUUAAAAACACAAGUUGGAUUUAAGGCCACCAAACAAAUUGAAGAAAGAGAAAGACAGUUUAAGAUUUAGUUUCGAUACAAAGACCACCGCCAUUCGCUUAUGCACAAUCCAUCCUCUUGGACGCGUGACCCGUCAAAAUAGCCCGGUCAAAACAGCCCCGUCAAAAAAGCCCCGUCAAAAUAGCCCGAACACAAAAGAGCCUCGACAAAAUAGCCCGCAACCAAAAUAGCCCCGACAAAAUAGAUCGCACACAAAAUAGCCCCGGUCAAAACAGCCCCGGCUAAAAUAGCCCCACCUAAAACAGCCUCUUAUAAACAAUUACAUAAUUAUUUAUACAAGGUGUCCAAAAACUUUUUUUAAUUUAAAUUAUUUGGCAAAAAGUAAGAAUUUAUUUAAUUUAUUUAAUUUAAAAUGCAUUUUACUGUUGCCCGAAAACAGAAAAAAUGUUUAUAUUAUAAAUUAACAUUGAUUUUCGCUUAACUUAAGUGUUCAAACUUCCAAGAGGCAGGAAAGACAGGACUCGAGUUCUCUGAAAAGACAAUUUUUAGUUAAUGUGGUUAAGAUAACCAUCUGAAUAGAGGAUAAUUACCAUUUCUGAAAAAAUGUAUUUUUAACGAAUUAUUUGAUGAUGAAUUCUGAAGGGAGCUUUUUUUUCGGAGCUAUUUUGUCGGGGCUAUUUUGUCGGGGCUAUUUUGUCGGAGCUAUUUUGUCGGCGGGCUAUUAUUCCGCGGCUAUUUUGUCUGCAGGCUAUUUUGUCGGAGCUAUUUUGUGUGCGGGAUAUUAUGUCGGGGCUAUUUUGUCGGAGCUUUUUUGACGGUGCUAUUUUGACGGGGUACCUCUUGGACGCCUCAGAGCACAUCACGGGUCGUUCUGAGGAGUCCAAGAGGGUAUAAUGUGCAUAAGCGAAUAGUUGUGGAUUCUGUAUUCAAACUAAAUUUUAAACUUCUUCUUUUUCUUCUACGGCACUACAGCCCAAAUUGAGCCUUGGCCUUCUUUAUUUCUUGCCUCCACCCUUGCUUGUCUGUGGCUGCUCUUCUCCAUACACGGACUCCUAAAAGGGGUUUGUGCGUCGCUGUUUACUGUGUCUUCCCAGCGCUUUCUUGGCUUUCCAACCGGUCUCCUUCCCUGCAUUCUAGCAUUCAGUGCUCUUUUUGGUAGCCUAUCCUUUUCCAUUCUUAUCACAUGUCCAGCCCAUUGCAAUAUUUGUAUUCUAAUGAAGUCUGAAAGUUGAUAAAGUUCGUUGUUGUAUCGACUUCUGAAGAUUCCGUUUUCCCUCACAGGUCCCAGUAUUCUCCUCAGUAAUUUCCUUUCGAAUGUAUCGAGUUUGUUUUUGGAUGUUUCUUUCAGGACCCAGGCUUCACUGCCAUAGCAUGUUAUUGGUCGAAUUAAAGUUUUAUAGAUUCUCAUCUUUGUAUUUCGGUGAACACUUUUAGACCGAAAUAUUUCCGUAUACUCUUCCGUAUUUAUCCAUCUUCUGAUCCGUCGGCAUUAUUUCUACUCCCAGGUAUGUAAACUUUCCAACCGUUUCAAUGUCAUCUUUAUGUAUAAUGUUUUGUGGGACUAUGUUUCUUCUCAUCUGAGUCAUUAUUUUUGUUUUUUCUGUAUUAAUUUCUAGACCUAGCAUUUUUGUUUGUGUUUUUAACUCUGCGUAUGUUUCCUGUGCUCCUGUUGAUGUUCUACUCAUAAUAUUGAUAUCAUCGGCAUAAACGGCCAGUUGACCCAUUCGGUUGGUCAGUAGGUUUCCUCGUCAGUUUGCAUUUGCCUAACCGCAUACUCCAGUGCCAGGUUAAACAAUGUUGGGACCAGCCCAUCUCGCUGCUUUAGGCCCUGCGAAAUUUUGAAAAAGUCUGUCCGGUGGUUUUGUAUUCGUACACAUGCCUGAGUUUCAUCCAUUGUGGCUUUAAUUAGUCUUAAUAGCUUGUGUGGUAGGUAUUGUCAAUUCAGCCAAUAUAUAGUAUAGUUUGUUCCUUUGACUGAGUCGUAUGCCUGUUUGAAGUCUACAAACACGUUGUGAACAUCAAUAUCGUGUUUCCAUGAUUUGCUCAAGAUCUGUUUGACUGUAAAUAUAUGAUCCAGUGUCGAUCUUCCCCGCCGGAAGCCCGUCUGAUACUCUCCAAUAAUAUUUUCUGCUAGUGGUUGGAGCCGCUGGUUUAUAAUAUACGUGAGGACUUUAUAUGCUGUACAUAGUAGAGAAAUUCCACGGUAGUUUUUGCACUGGAGUUUGUCUCCUUUUUUAUAGAUCGGGCAUGCUAUACUUUUCUUCCAGUCGUCGGGUAUUUUCUCUUCUUGCCAUAUGUCUUUGAUGAGGGCGUGGAUGUGACUUGCUAGGUGGUCGCCACCUACAUUAUACAGUUCUGCUGGUAUUUCGUCAACUCCCGAAGCUUUAUUGUUUUUCUGGGCCUUAAUAGCUUCGAGAACUUCCUCUAUAGUUGGACCUUCUACUUCAUUCUCUUCUACGUAGGUCAUACCCAUUUCAUCUUCCAUGUCUACUUGUGUUCCAAGUAGGGUCUGAAAAUAAUGUUUCCAGGUUUCUGUGACUUUCUGUUGGUCACUGAUUAUUUGCCCACUUUCAUACUCACAUGCCCACAUAGACCUGUUCGAGGUUUAUACCCACUUCUUAUCUUUUUUAGAGAUUCGUAUGCCCCUCUAAUUUCGUUGUUUUUGAAAUUUUCUUCCAUAUUUUCUAUUUGUCUAUUUUCAUAGGCUCUCUUUUUCUUUCUACAUACCUUGCCUGCUUUCAUCUUGCGACUUCAAAUAAUGUCCGUCUUUCCCGUGUUCUUCUUGUUAUGUACAUUUUGUGUGCUUCAUUUAUUUCCUCUAUUGCUUGUCAGCAUUCGUCAUCAAACCAUGUUCCUCUUCUCUCCUUUUUCUUGUUUCCCAGGGUGGACGCUGCUGAUGUCAGUACUGCUGUUUUGAUAUUACUCCAUUUGCCCUCUAUGGAGUGCAGUUCUAGCGUCCUUAACUCAUUUGCGACUUCUUGUUCGAACUUCUCUUUACAUUCUUGGAUCUUCAGUUUUUCCAGGUCCAGUUUGUUUGUUCUUAAAAUCUUAAACUGUCUUUCUUUAUCUUCGUUUAGUUACGAAUUGCGUACUAGGAACCAAAAUCGUUGGAUUUUUGCUUAGAUAAAUUAAGGUGUUGUGGAAUGCAAAUUGUAGAUUCCCCACGUCUAUUUAUUUAUCGUCCGUUCUCUUUGAAAAGCAUAUAAGGCUCGUAAUUAAACCGCGAUAGAACUUGUUUUGCAACUUAAGAAAUCUUUAGAUCUCCGGCUCUUUGGAUUUCGUUUUGUUUAAUUUGAAGAUAUUUUCCAUAAUACUGAUACUCCAUUAAAAUGUUACAUUUUUUAAACCGUACCUUGCAUUUGUUAGAGGAGUCAAUUUUAUUUCUUUAAUGUGUAGGGGGAUCAGUAGAAGCUUAAGUUUAAGUUUUUGGGGUCGCCACCCUUGUCCCCCGGCCGCCAACUUGGAAAAAGGGUGCAAAGGGGUUUCGCGCUAUAUCUCAUAAACUACCAACCCUACGGAAAAUCUAAUGAAACAUAAAAUGUAGCAAAUUAAAUUUUCUACAAUUUUGUUUUUAUUACUUUUUAUCGUCAAGUGACCAACAAAAAAGAUAUAAACAAAAAUAUGUAAAAAUUUUUUAAUAAGUUUCCUUUUGGUUAUAACUUUUUUUUCAGUUCAUUUUAAAAUAAAAUAACAUAGCAAUUUUGUAGAGGGUUUUUCAGCGAACAAUUUCCACUAUAAAGUUGUUUAACUAUAUUUAUUUAUAUAGGUUUUACAGCGCUCCAAACUUGACCAGAUUCUCGAAUGCUCAUAGGGAUACAAUAAAAAAAAUUAGGCUUACUUUUCUAUCUAUACAUAUUUCUUAUUCAUACAAUUUAUUAUGAUUUUAACAUUCCUAUGCUAUUAUUAAUCUGUUUUUGACCUUUCUCCCCACUAUAAAACUUAUAAUCCUUAGCAUAUAUAGAAAAGGCCCAAGAAGUUGUUUGCCGGUUCAGAAGAAGAAUGACGCAACCGCAAAAUGCAAAAUUUUUAAGAAGAGCAAAAAACGAAUUUUUGAUAUCAAAAUCAUAAAAUAUGAUCAAAAUUAACCAUUCACCACACCGUGGUCAGAAUCUCGAGAUACAAGCGUUUUUUGGGGUGUGCUGCUUGUCUAUGAAGUAACAUAACUUUUUUCCUAUUGUAUACUUUGACUUAAAAUUUUCCCAAAAACUUCUUCAUGAAUUGUAUUUUAUUGUUGUGUUGGUUAAAAUUAUAAACUAAAAGUUUGUCACUCAACUUUUUUAAGUAAACAUGAAACUAACGAAAUAUGAUGACAAAAUGUUUAAAAACUAACAACUUCUUUUUUAAACCAAAUUACAAAAAACUCGAAGAUGUACCACAAGGUUAUUUUUUAUUGUUAAAAAACAUAUAUAAGGACGCGUUUCGGCUUAACACAAGCCAUCAUCAGCUUAAAUACAGGACAAAAAACAACUGACUGACCUACAAUGUAAAAAUAUCCAACGUUAUAU
Molecule: messenger RNA, 7407 nt
Organism: Diabrotica virgifera virgifera (western corn rootworm)
Lineage: Eukaryota; Metazoa; Arthropoda; Insecta; Coleoptera; Chrysomelidae
Gene: nAChRalpha1
Product: acetylcholine receptor subunit alpha-like 1
Exons: 10
Coding region: 133-1788 (551 amino acids)
Biological process (GO): signal transduction; nervous system process; monoatomic ion transmembrane transport
Cellular component (GO): postsynaptic membrane; synapse; neuron projection
Molecular function (GO): transmembrane signaling receptor activity; acetylcholine-gated monoatomic cation-selective channel activity
Source: RefSeq, a predicted model, not a curated record